Populus euphratica (Euphrates poplar) is the source of this 1240-nucleotide messenger RNA. Its product is annotated as Transducin/WD40 repeat-like superfamily protein. NCBI's taxonomy places the organism in Eukaryota, Viridiplantae, Streptophyta, Magnoliopsida, Malpighiales, Salicaceae. The coding region runs from base 22 to 1035 and encodes 337 amino acids. Gene Ontology annotation, molecular function: protein binding. The record is from RefSeq and is a predicted model, not a curated record. The transcript has 4 exons.
UAGCAAGCAAACAGAAGAACAAUGAGUCUAAUAGCAGGCUCCUACGAGAAAUUCAUAUGGGGUUUCAAACUCAAAACUUUAAAACACGAACCUUCUUCUCAAAACCUCACGCUAACCCCACUUUUCUCCUAUCAAUCUCACCUCGCUCACAUCACCUCCGCCGCCGCCGCCGGCCCCGCAGCCGCUUCUGGAUCUGCUGACGACACAAUACACCUCUAUGACCUCCCUUCUGCUUCCUCCCUCGGCUCCCUCCACCAACACACCUCCUCCGUCACCUCUGUCACCUUCUUCACCCCUCCUUCCCUCUCUUUCCCUCGUAACCUUCUCUCUGCCUCUGCUGAUGGCUCCGUUUGCAUUUUUGACACUGACCCUUUUGUCCACUUGAAGACUGUUUUGGUCCACAAGAAGGCCGUCAACGACCUCUCGGUGCACCCGUCUGGGAAGUUGGCGCUUACUGUCGGAAGAGAUGAGUGUUUGGCGAUGUUGAAUUUGGUGAGGGGGAGAAGAAGCUUUUAUUGUAGAUUGGGGAAGGAGGCCAGUUUGGUGAAGUUUGAUUUGGGUGGGGAGAAGUUUUUUAUGGUUACUGAGGAGAAAGUUGGGGUUCAUGAGGCUGAAGAUGCUAAAUUGUUGACUGAAUUUGAAUGUAAGAAACGGGUUCUUUCUGCUGCUCCUGGAGAGAAUGGACUUCUGUUCACUGGUGGUGAGGAUCGGAGUAUUACAGCAUGGGAUGUGAAUAGUGGGAAGGUUGCAUAUUGCAUUGAUGAUGCACAUUCUGCCCGUGUGAAAGGUAUUGUUGUGCUCAUGAGGAAUGACAGCACCGUGGAUGAUCCAUAUUUAUUGGCAUCUGCAUCAUCUGAUGGGGUUAUACGUGUUUGGGAUGUUCGCAUGUCCAUGAAAGAGAAGCCAAAUCCAUUGGCCGAGGCGAACACAAAAUCAAGGCUGACGUGUCUUGCUGGAUCAUCUCAUAAUCUAAAACGACCGCAGAUGGGAGCAAGCUGUUUAAAGGAAGAUCCCGAUGCAGCAGAGGGAGAAUGAUAACAUUAAUGAAAUGCAGAACAAAGAACAUGGUGCAUGCUAGUACAACCUAUAAUGUGUAGAAAUAGAGGACGAUGUGAGACAAGUUCUUGUCAGAAAUUAAUCAAGUUGGUAACAUUAUGCUGCUAGCAUUAAGGACAGCUGCCAAGGAUUUCUGCAUAUGCCCUUAGUAUUUGUCGGGAUCCAUAGACUGGCUAUUUCUUCA